Messenger RNA from Drosophila bipectinata, 1390 nucleotides. RefSeq lists its product as uncharacterized. The record is from RefSeq and is a predicted model, not a curated record. Lineage: Eukaryota; Metazoa; Arthropoda; Insecta; Diptera; Drosophilidae.
CAUAAAUAGGUAAUUAAGCUAAAAAUAAAAAAUGUUUGUAAAAAUAAAACUCGAAAGCGAGGUCGAUGGAAAGCCACACAUCUUCGAAUUAGUAGAUUCUGCCACAGUUUUAGAUUUAAAAGCAAAGAUGGAACGUAUUGUAAGCAUUGCUAUUGACCAGCAGGAGAUCAGAAGUUUAUCAAGGUGGAUGCAAAAUGGCGAGAAGCUCUCCACAUUGCUUCUGGAUCAGGAGGACGAUGAGGAUCCCGCAAAGAAUGGGACGGCGAUUUCGCUAUUUAAACAGGGCGAAUUUGUUUGUUUCUUACAGUUCUACAGUAGAACUGAAGCCGGAACCCAGAAAAACUUCUUCUCCCAGCCUCGGGAAACUAAACUAAUGCCCGUGGAACGACCUCCACAAUAUUGUGAAUUGUCAGAUUCACAGGACUCGUCGUCUUCAGAUCACUCAGAAAGCAGCUAUGAUUCAAGUAGCUCAGACGGUAGUACUACCAUUAAAAGAACAAGGUCCUCUGAGGAAAAGGAACCUCCAGCAAAGAGCAGGUCCUUACCGAUACCCCCGACUAUUGAGACACCCAGUUUGCCAAGCAGGACCAUCAGCUCGACUAAAAUCACACCCAAAAGUGUGUCGGGAAUAUUAGUAUCAAAAGCUGUGGGUAUGGCGCGAUCAUGUAAACCGGACUAUGGGAGCGAACCGGAGUCCGAAGACGAGAAAAAGAAAGAUAAUAAUAAAGACUUUAAGGAUGAAGACAGGAAGCUGUACAACUGCAAUCGGCCCAAGUGUGAUCAUCAUCUGGAUGGCCAACCUCCAUAUGCCACGACUCUUCCGGAAAAGAGACGUUAUGGUCUUGUUAUUAGCAACAAAAACCAAGAUGCAGAUGUAGAUCUCAAUGCUAUAAUGGAGCACUUCUUUGAUGUAUUCCGAAAGGGUUCUUCAGAAGCCCUAAACUUUUCCGACUGUCCGCCAAUGGCCAAAUUCUGUUCGAAUCUUUUGAUCGUUUGCGAAGACGACUCCACCGUAAAAUGGGUGAUAGGUGCAGUAGCUGGUGUUUCUCCGUCCCACUCCUGCCAUUCGUUCAUCAAAUUCUUUGGACUAAUACGAACGCAUUUCGUUCUUCCCUUGAUAGUAGCGGGAAAGCCUCUAAGCUCUAUAUUUGAGCUGCUGGAAACGCAAAAUUCCGGACUAGUUACUAACAAAUGGACCGUUGUUGGUCGAAAAAUUUUAGAUCCUAGCUUGAACGAUUAUAGUCGGAAAGCCGUUUCGGUCCUUUGCGAUAACGAAGAGAUCGAAGUGUACAUAGACGAAGAUAGUAAAAGGUUAAUAAUGGAAAAGUUUGGAAAAAUACAGUACUGUUUUUGGAAGCUCAAUUUUGAGUUUGCAUGAAGUGUUUUUGGA